AUAAAUCCCCCGCCCAAAGCAUUCACGCGCUCAGAGAAAGCGCCUCCCCCUGUCGGACUCCCAUUGUCACGGGUCGCAACCGGACAAAACGACGCCACCACUUCAAAACCAGCGAGGGUGGGGAGGAGGAAAGCCAUUCGACGCCACGAGAUCGAUGGGAGAAGCACCAAAAUCCCAUCUUCUCGACCUGCUCUUCUUGUUCCUCUGCUUCCUGUGUUUCUUGUGCUCCGAUGGCGUCGCCGGCCAAACCCCCGUCUUCGCCUGCGACGUCGCCUCGAACCCCAGCCUGGGGAGCUACGGCUUCUGCAACACGUCUUACGGGACGGAGCAGAGGGUGGCGGACUUGGUGAAGCGGCUCACAUUGCAGGAAAAAGUAGGGUUCUUGGUGAACAAGGCCACGGCGGUGUCCCGUCUCGGGAUUCCCAGCUACGAGUGGUGGUCGGAGGCCCUGCACGGCGUCUCCUACGUCGGCCCGGGGACGCAUUUCUCCACCCUCGUUCCCGGGGCGACCAGCUUCCCUCAGGUCAUCCUCACAGCGGCCUCGUUUAACACUACACUCUUCCAAGCCAUUGGAAAGGUUGUAUCAACUGAAGCCAGAGCAAUGCACAAUGUGGGGCUUGCAGGAUUGACAUAUUGGAGCCCAAAUGUCAACAUAUUUAGAGACCCGAGGUGGGGAAGAGGGCAGGAGACACCAGGAGAGGAUCCUCUGCUUGCAAGCAAGUAUGCCACUGGCUAUGUGAGAGGCUUGCAAGAGGCAGAUGAACCAGAGAAGCUCAAGGUUGCUGCUUGCUGCAAGCACUACACAGCCUACGACGUCGAUAACUGGAAAGGCAUCGAGCGCUACACCUUCAAUGCCGUGGUCUCAAAGCAAGAUUUGGAUGACACCUUUCAACCUCCUUUCAAGAGCUGCGUGAUUGAUGGCAAUGUGGCCAGUGUGAUGUGCUCUUACAACCAGGUCAAUGGAGUCCCCACCUGUGCAGACCCAGACCUUCUUUCUGGUACCAUCAGAGGAGAUUGGAAGCUCAAUGGUUACAUUGUCUCGGAUUGCGAUUCUGUCAAUGAACUCUACAAUCGACAGCACUACACUAAAACUCCUGAGGAUGCUGCAGCUAUCAGCAUCUUAGCAGGUCUCGAUCUGAACUGUGGGUCGUUCUUGAGAGAUCACACCUUGGCUGCGGUCCAGGGAGGCAAGCUGACGGAGAAGGACGUGGAGAAGGCGAUCACCAACAACUUCGCCGUCCUGAUGCGGCUCGGCUUCUUCGACGGCGAUCCUAGGAAGCUCCCUUACGGCGGUCUCGGCCCCAAGGACGUGUGUACGCCGGCCAACCAGGAGCUCGCUCGCGAGGCCGCGAGGCAAGGCAUCGUUCUCCUCAAGAACGACAAUGGCUGCCUUCCCCUCGACUCCACCCGCAUCAAGUCGUUGGCCGUGAUCGGCCCGAAUGCCAAUGUCACCUUCACCAUGAUCGGCAACUACGAAGGGACACCGUGCAAGUACACGACUCCUCUGCAAGGCCUUGCGGCGAACGUCAAGACCGUGUAUGCGGCAGGGUGCGCCAACGUGGGUUGCACCGGGAACAGCCUCCAACUGGACUCGGCGAAGGCGGCCGCGGCCGCCGCGGACUUCACAGUCCUCGUCGUCGGAGCCGACCAGUCGAUAGAGAGGGAGAGCUUCGACCGGGUGAGCCUGCUCCUCCCUGGGCAACAGACGACCCUCAUCACGGAGGUAGCGAAGGUGGCCAAGGGACCGGUGAUCCUCGUCAUCAUGUCCGGCGGCCCGUUCGACAUCUCGUUCGCCAAAACCAACGGCAAUAUAUCGAGCAUCUUGUGGGUGGGGUACCCCGGCGAAGCCGGAGGAGCUGCCAUAGCCGACGUCAUCUUCGGAUACUACAAUCCAAGUGGCAGACUGCCUGUUACGUGGUACCCUCAAUCCUUCGCAGACUCAGUCCCGAUGACUGACAUGCGCAUGAGGGCGGAUCCAUCGACGGGCUACCCCGGCCGCACUUAUCGGUUCUACACCGGCGACAUCGUCUACGAAUUCGGCGACGGCCUCAGCUACACCGACUACACCCACCACCUCGUCAAGGCUCCCCGGCUGGUCUCCAUACCCCUCGAAGAGGGCCACUCGUGCGACUCCCGGCAGUGCAAGUCCGUCGACCUCGCCGGAACCGGGUGCAACGACCUGGGAUUCGACGUGCACUUGCGGGUGCGGAACUCGGGAAACAGAGCGGGGAGCCACACGGUGUUCCUCUUCUCCACUCCGCCGGCGGUGCACGGCGCCCCGAGGAAGCACCUGGUGGGGUUUGAGAAGGUCUUCUUGGGGCCGAAAGCGGUGGGCCAGGUGGUGUUCAAGGUCGACGUUUGCAAGGACCUGAGCGUGGUGGAUGAACUCGGGAACCGGAAGCUAGCGUUGGGGUCUCAUGUCCUGCACGUGGGGAGUUUGAAGCACUCACUGAGCUUGAAGGUUUGAGGCUGACGAGAGCUGUCCGGUGGCAAUAAGCUGUUCCCCAUGGAAGAAGGACCGAGUUGAGAUUAGCUUUCACCAUUCUGAUUCCUCGAAUUACAAAGUUGUAAUUUGGAAUUAAUUUGUACAUCUCAAGGGGGAAGAGAGAUUUAUGGAAAUUGUCCAUUUCUAAUUGUGUUAAUUGUCUUAUUAUACCAGAAUUUUAGCUAAUUGGUAAAUCCCAGCGUUUUUGAA
Musa acuminata subsp. malaccensis (wild Malaysian banana) is the source of this 2695-nucleotide messenger RNA. RefSeq names its product beta-D-xylosidase 4-like. Gene Ontology annotation, cellular component: plant-type cell wall. Lineage: Eukaryota; Viridiplantae; Streptophyta; Magnoliopsida; Zingiberales; Musaceae. Gene Ontology annotation, biological process: arabinan catabolic process; xylan catabolic process. Gene Ontology annotation, molecular function: alpha-L-arabinofuranosidase activity; xylan 1,4-beta-xylosidase activity. The record is from RefSeq and is a predicted model, not a curated record.